Alternaria burnsii is the source of this 1719-nucleotide messenger RNA. RefSeq names its product dynactin arp1 p62 subunit ro2. Lineage: Eukaryota; Fungi; Ascomycota; Dothideomycetes; Pleosporales; Pleosporaceae. Bases 1 to 1719 code for a protein of 572 amino acids. Gene Ontology annotation, cellular component: dynactin complex. The record is from RefSeq and is a predicted model, not a curated record. The transcript has a single exon.
AUGGCACAAGCCUUUCCCUACACGUACUACGCCUGCGACUGCUUCGACAGCAACGCGACGACUUCUACCAAACGCACCUCGCAUGUCCUCGCCGCCUUUGACGACGACGAAGAAACUUUGGAUCCCAAGAACCCUCGCUCCAACUACGCUCUGUAUCCACUCGAGCACCUUCUUUACUGUGAAGAUUGUCUGCAAAUACGCUGUCCACGGUGCGUGAUAGAGGAGACGCUGAAUUGGUACUGCCCCAACUGCCUGUUCGAAGUACCAAGUUCCGUGGUGAAGAGCGAUGGCAAUCGAUGCACCCGUAACUGCUUCAAUUGCCCUGUGUGCGUUUCGCCUCUCAUAGUCAACCUCCUCGACAAUCCCGAUGCCGACCAAGGAGUGCCCGAUCGACACAUACUGGCCUGUCCGUACUGCCAUUGGAGUACUAUAGAGACGGGCAUAGAGUUUGAGAAGCACACGGGCGUAUAUUCGCAGAUUGCGCGGAUAGCAAAUGGAGGAAAACCAAUCCCAACGUCCAAAGAGCGAGACAAGGAGCGCGAGAGGCGCAAGGAGCUCGAGGCUCGGCAGCGAGAUUCCAGAAACCCCUUGUCCCCUUCCAGCGACUCGACAGUCAUGGAUGUAGAAAACCACCAACUACCGACCCGCGACGAUCUCUUCUCGAACCUCGGUGCUUUUUACAAAGCACAGCUCGAAUCCCAGACGCCAGCGAACCCUCUGGAAAUGAAUUUCUCCUCGCCCUCAGCUUACUCCCGAAUCAUGAAUCUAUACUCGACAAAUACAGCGAAAAAGCAGAAACGUAACAAGCCAAUGCCUAUGCGAGAGGCUGCGUCAGAACUAGAAGGCCUCGUCACCCAUGACCCUGCAGCAGAUAGCGCAGCGAUCGAGCGCAUCAAGCGGGACGGGUGGGGUAGUACUUUGUCGCCUGCCCAGAAGCUCGCACAACUCGACCCUUACGUGCAAUUCAGUAACGAGCUCCGACCAGUCCCAACUCUUCUUUGCACAAAGAGAUCGAAACGAUGCCGGUCAUGUCGGCACAUCCUAUCCAAACCCGAGUCCAAGAUAACAUCAACUCGGUACAAAAUCAAGCUGCUGGCACUGAACCACAUUCCCCGACUCAGCAUUCGUGCACUACCACCGACCAACCCAGUCGUACCACUUCCUCCAGGCUCUAUGCCCACCCCGCAACCUCCUUUCAAUUACAACAAUCUCCGAUCAGGGAUCGCGACACACUUCCUUUUACAUGUCAGCAACCCGCUCUUCGACCCUAUUCAGGUCACAUUAGCCACUUCAAGCACCACUCCUGGCAAAGUGCAGUCCCGCGUGACAAUAUUAUGCCCCCAGUUCGAAGUUGGCGCCAAUACCGACGUCUGGGACGACGCACUCGCCUCAUCUCCCGCACCCAUGCCCCGCCGCUCAACCAUCAACGCAGAAACAGGGCAGAUCGAAGCAGGAAAAAUUUGGGACAAGGGGAGGAACUGGACAAGUGUGGCUAUCGAAGUCAUUCCGGGCUUCCUUAGUGAGCUUGGGGGCGAGGACGAGUUGGACGAAGACGAGGAUCUGCUUGAGAUACCAAUAUUCGUGCGUCUGGAAUUUGAAGCAGAUGUAAACGCCGAAGAGAGGGGUUUGGGCGAUUCAAGGGGGAGCAAAGGGGAGAGGGAAAAGAGAGAGGAGGCAUUCUGGACAGUUGUUGGUGCAGGACGGAUAGCAAGUGCCUAG